Molecule: messenger RNA, 1444 nt
Organism: Aspergillus aculeatus ATCC 16872
Lineage: Eukaryota; Fungi; Ascomycota; Eurotiomycetes; Eurotiales; Aspergillaceae
Product: 4-hydroxyphenylpyruvate dioxygenase family protein
Exons: 4
Coding region: 1-1149 (382 amino acids)
Biological process (GO): L-tyrosine catabolic process
Molecular function (GO): 4-hydroxyphenylpyruvate dioxygenase activity
Source: RefSeq, a predicted model, not a curated record
AUGGCUAUUUUGUCCCAGGCCGAGGAGAUCUCUCCUUCAAACCUAGGUCCAGAGUACGUGGGCUUCGACCAUAUCACAUGGUAUGUUGGCAACGCGAAGCAGGCUGCAAGCUACUACGUCACGCGCUUGGGCUUCGAGCAUGUUGCAUACCGGGGCCCCGAGACGGGGUCUCGGAAUAUCGCGUCCUAUGUGGUUUCUAAUCACGGCGCUACCUUUGUCCUUACCUCGCCCGUUCCUGAGAUCCACGCUCAUUUGACCAAACACGGAGACGGAGUCAAAGAUGUCGCGUUCAGGAUUGAUGGUGAUGUCGAGAGUGUCUGGAAGAGAGCGAUCGGCAACGGUGCAACUUCCAUUACGCCGCCCCAGAUUUUAGCAGACGGAGACAGUGGCAGCAUCAGCGUGGCUACUGUAGGGGCGUAUGGAGACACGACGCAUACGCUGAUCAGCCGGCAACACUACUCAGGGCCUUUCCUCCCCGGCUACAAGGUGGUGGUUGAGGAGGAUCCCAUCAAUCGUUUCCUUCCACAGAUCGACUUUAUCGAAAUCGACCAUUGCGUCGGCAAUCAGCCUUCGAACGGUGUCGACUCCAUCGUGAAGUACUACGAAGACUGUUUCGACUUCCACCGGUACUGGACCGUGGACGACUCGAGCAUGUGUGGAGAAUACUCGGCCAUGCGCUCCAUCGUCGUCGCAUCACCCAAUGAAGUGAUCAAGAUGCCCAUGAACGAGCCAGCACCGGGGAAGAAGAAGUCUCAGAUUGAGGAAUUUGUCGACUUCUACAACGAUGCAGGAGUCCAACAUAUCGCCUUCCGAACGCACGAUAUCGUCACGGCCGUCAGCCGACUCCAGCAGCGCGGCAUGUCCUUCCUGCGCGUCCCGGAGGAGUAUUAUAUCGACCUGCGGCGGCGGCUUUCCGAUGGUGGUCCGCGGAUCGCAGAGGAUAUUGAGCGAUUGCGAGAACUGCACAUCCUGGUGGAUUUCGACGAGAAGGGCUACCUGCUCCAGAUCUUCACCAAGCACGUGCUAGACCGACCGACGGUUUUUUUGGAGGUGAUCCAGCGCAACAAUUUCGAUGGGUUCGGCGCCGGGAACUUCCAGAGUCUGUUCGAAGCCUUCGAACGAGAGCAGGCUUUACGGAGGAAUUUGUGAUUGGCAUCAGAUAUAUUGCAUUGCAGUCUGAACAAGAAAUCUCAAUAGAUCAUCAUCGAGAAAGAUCGACAAGGAGGCAGGACAGGUAUUAUUCCGCAGCGUCGGCAAGGAAAAUAGCCGGUGGGCGCGGCGGAAAGGGAGCGCGAGGAAAGAAUUCCGCGGUCGAGGCGUCGUCAUCGAUUGCCCCUAGUACAGUAGCCACUAGGUAUACACAAACAAGCAAGCAAGAAUAGAUGCACCCCCUGCAUACCAAAUCAUACAACAACCUCUUCACAGACAUUCGCAAGUAUCUCGC